This is a messenger RNA of Penicillium lagena, 639 nucleotides long. Its product is annotated as U4/U6-U5 snRNP complex subunit SNU23. Gene Ontology annotation, cellular component: spliceosomal complex; U4/U6 x U5 tri-snRNP complex. Gene Ontology annotation, biological process: mRNA splicing, via spliceosome. Gene Ontology annotation, molecular function: zinc ion binding; nucleic acid binding. Bases 1 to 639 code for a protein of 212 amino acids. The transcript has a single exon. The record is from RefSeq and is a predicted model, not a curated record. NCBI's taxonomy places the organism in Eukaryota, Fungi, Ascomycota, Eurotiomycetes, Eurotiales, Aspergillaceae.
AUGCCCAAACCCACAGCCGGCGACUCCGACGUCUCCUUUCGCAAAACAUGGGACAAAGAAGAAUACGCGCAAAAAGCCGCCGACGAAGAAGCACGUCGCAAAGCCGAAGGCAAAGCACGAUACGAAGCAAAGCUACUGGGCAAGAAAUACCAUGCCCCAGUUGACUACAGCGCAUUGGACGCAACGAGCGCACGCAGUCAGCGACUGGAUGUGUACUCGCAAGUGGGCAAGACGACGAUCGUGGCGGCGGGUUCAGCAGUGGGCAAGAAAGGACGAGGCGCCGGGUUCUACUGCAAGGACUGCGACCUGACGUUCAAAGAUAACCUGCAGCUUGUGGAGCACUACAAUAGCAAGCAGCAUUUGAUUGCGACGGGGCAGAGUGGCGAGGUUGCCCGGGCGUCUGUUGCGGAGGUAAGGGAGAGGUUGAGGAUGUUGGCGCAUCGGAAGAGGGUGAGGGAGGAUGAGGAGAGGAGGGCGUGGCAGCUUGAUCUUGGGGAGAGGUUGAGGGAGCGUGAGGAGCUGGAGUCGAAGGAGAGGGAGGAGAAGAGGCGGAAGAGGAAUGAGAAGCGAAGGAAGGGUGGGGAGAACGGCGUGAAGCAGGAGGAUGAAUGGGAGGGACGGUUGGGCAUCAUUGCCUGA